AUGACCCAGCCAGUACUGAAUAAUCUCUUGUGCAUCAAACUCGAGGCUCCAGAUGUAGAGCACUUUGACCCAACUGAUGCGGUUCACAACUGGAACACUAGUGGGAUUCGCAUGAGGAGACCCAUGUUUAAGGACAAUAAGUCCAAGGAGCAAAUACAUGCAUACAAUGUGGUCAACGUUGAUGAAGUAGAAAAUGAGACUGACAAAAAGUCUGUGAACAAUUUUCUUUCAUGUGUUGCUUACUUUUGUUUCAGAGUAUCAGACGACAUAGAAAGUAUUAAUGACACUUUCAACGUGACCGUUAUUGGUUUACCAACCACAUCCACCGAAUCCACAUCAACUGUGACAUCCACGGCACCGUCGACAUCCACGGCACCGUCAACAUCCACGGCACCGUCAGCAGUUGUCAACAACUGUGCAUCAAACCCCUGCCAGAAUAAUGGAACUUGCUUUUCCGAUGUAGGUCAGUUCCGGUGUGAAUGUCAGAUUGAAUGGACGGGCGAGCAAUGCCACAAAAAGAAUGAGAACGGCAGCUUUUCGGUGGGAUUAAAAGCAAUGAAGUGUCUUUCUUUCUGUCUCCCACUUGUACUAGGGCUGUGUGGUGGUUACGGACGGCCGUUCUAACAAAUUCGUUUUAGCAUGCAAACAUGUAACAUCGAAAGCGUCAGUUCAGUAAAGGUUUCGAGAUGGAAAUUGUCCGGUGACUUCCCCUGUUUUUCUGCUUUCAAUCUUAUUCAACAUGGGAGACAAUCAAAACAGAGAAACAUUCUUGAUAUCACGACUACUCUACCUGCAAUCGCUUCAUUCGUCGUGUUGCAUAUUCUUUAGAAAAUCAGUUUUAAUGAUCUUUUGCACAUGUUAUGGCAAGUUUUAGCGUUCGGUUGUUUGUAUUUGUUUUUGUUGCGCACAAAGCAGUGUGGCUCUCGAGAGUAUUCCUACGGUAGUCAGGUGAUCGGCAAGCAUGGAUUACUCCAAUCUCCACGCAGAGUUGUCGUUCCUUUCUCUCACAAACAGUCUCUGCCAUCACAGGAAAAUCCUACCAGAUUUGGUAGGAUUUUAAUUUUUGUUUAAGUAUUAUAUUAUGGAAAGUGGUAUGAUUUUCUUUUAUAUUUUGAAAAUCGUGUAUAAGUUAUAGUUCAAAAUUGAUAAAAACUAAAAACUUAAUUAAAAAUAUAAUAAAAAAUAACAACGGUAACAUUAUUGUACAACGUGGCUAGGCUAUCAUCACGUGGUUCGUUAUGAAGGCGGGGAUUUGAUCCAGCUAUGCUGGUUCCAGUUGAAUUUCUGCGCGGAGGUUGGGAUAAGUAUUUCUAAGCCAAAAUAGUUCUACAAAGUUAACAUCCGAAACCAACACAUCACUCUAAAAAAGUAUGCAAAUGACCACACCCGUCCUUGUUCACAAAGAUUAAUUUAACGAUCGACAGUGGUGUUAGUUGAGCUUAAUGUUCCGGUAUAGCAAAGAGGAAUAUACAAGAAGAACUCAAUAUUUCGAUAACUCAUAAGAAAAUCAUAAAUCCAGAUGGUCAUGCAGACCUAAAUUUUUUACCGAUAAAGAGAUGAUAUAAUUCUAUUGUUAUAGGUAAAUUGUAUAUGUGUAUCUAACUAAUACCGUUCAAAUGCGUCCGCAUCUGUAUAGGGAUGAGUGCUAUUUUAUGUUCAAGCAUGGGUAAAUGUAAUGGAAUAUAUUUUAGAAUUACUUUUGUAGAGGAGAAGCUAGUACUUGUUUUGAUAAAUUGUAUGACACAUCUGGUCAAUGAACAAACUGCCUAUUUUUCAACAUUGUUUUAAGAUGAGUCAGAACCCACAAUUGCUUAUGAAUAACACAAUGCGUUUAAGUUAGUUUGUUUUUCGUUAGACAUUACUGUACAUGAUGUGGUAUAUUGUUCACGUUUGCAUGCAAAUUGGGUUAAACUGUAAUUAAGUAAUUACAAAACUGUUGAAAAUAGUCGAAAAUGUGUUGCAAAAUUAUGUUUACCGUUAAUGAACAAUUAUUUUAAUUUAUAAAUAUAUGAUAAUUGCUCCAUUGAUAAUGACUUUAUUAUGCUUAGAUUAAACUUAAGGUUU
Molecule: messenger RNA, 2064 nt
Organism: Dreissena polymorpha
Lineage: Eukaryota; Metazoa; Mollusca; Bivalvia; Myida; Dreissenidae
Exons: 6
Coding region: 1-624 (207 amino acids)
Molecular function (GO): calcium ion binding
Source: RefSeq, a predicted model, not a curated record